Cynoglossus semilaevis (tongue sole) is the source of this 3149-nucleotide messenger RNA. It is a transcript of the gene il12rb2, whose product is annotated as interleukin 12 receptor, beta 2a. Gene Ontology annotation, molecular function: protein binding. The transcript has 16 exons. The record is from RefSeq and is a predicted model, not a curated record. Bases 464 to 2716 code for a protein of 750 amino acids. Lineage: Eukaryota; Metazoa; Chordata; Actinopteri; Pleuronectiformes; Cynoglossidae.
GUUUCCGAAUGUAACAUCAGAUUUAAUUCAGACAGUCCUAUUUUUAAACAGAAAUGUUCUCCCAUAGACAUACAAAGGUCUGUUGUGUCUGUUUUUGUGUGCGUCUGUGUGUGUAUAUAUAAGUGUGGGUGGGUGGGUGCUUGUGUGAACUGUCGAAUUUACUCUGAACUUGUUUCACCAUAGGCGGAGCUAGUCACACAGCAGCAGCUCCUGUCUGUGUGUGUGUGUGUGUGCAAUUCUUCUUUACCUCAGAAGGCAGGACACACUGAAGUGAGGACAGAUGGUGUAGAAUGUCAAACGGAGACACCAUGCGCUGAUGUCUUUGUGAGUGGAAUGGGACAUGAGCACUUCCUUUGACCACCUCAUGUGUUUGCUGCACUUACUGCACUGCUGGUUCAAGAUGGACGUACCAGCACCUGCUGUGAUGUGAGGGGAUUGGACAGACAGUAACAGAUGAAUCACCAUGUCUCCAUCAUGGUCCAUCUUCAUCACUGUUACACUGCUGCUGCUCCAGCUUUGCACAGGAGAAAAAUCCUGUGUCAUCUGGUCCAGCGCUGGAGCUGUGGUACAGAGAAACUCUGACUUCAAGGUCUACUGCAGUUUUAACUGCAAGUGUGAGAGACUGAUGUACAGCGGGCAGCCACCCAUGAAGCAGAAACACAGAGAUGUAAAUUCAACAACUGUGUAUAUAAAUGUGGUGAACAUCACAGAAAAGAGAACCUUCAGCUGUAGCUGUGACUGCCAACAUUCACUGGAUCCCUGUGGACUGGACAUCUCAGUUGGCUACCCACCAGAUGAUCCUAGAAAGAUUUUGUGCAUCUACAAGGUCAUGAAUAAUGAGAGUGGAGACGUGCGGUGCACCUGGGAGAGAGGACGAGAAACUCAUCUGAUGGACAGUUCACAGCUAAGGCUGACGACGGUGUCAGGAAAUCACACUAGUAAACUGGAGAACGUCUUCAGGAGAGGAUCCAAAUCACUCUCCUGUAGUGUCACUGUACCCAGAUCUGUCCAGCAGAUCCAUGUGUGGGUACAAACCGAGAACCCACUAGGAACAGCCGUGUCUUCUGUUCAAACCUACUCACUCAGUGACAUUGCCACACCACCAGCUCCCGUUCUUGUGCAGCCCGUGUGCUCGUCCCAGAGGUGCAUCAUCGAAGUAGAGCAGCGUGUUUUAACCGAGCACCUGGAGAUACAGUACAACGACGGAAAAGAGACAUGGACAUCUUAUCAAGACCAAGAUAUGGUGACAGGCACACUACAGAAGCGAUCAGUUUCCUCUCUGGAGCCUUACACGCUGUACUAUUUCAGAGCUCGAUGCAAAUUCAGCACCGGACGGUGGAGUGAGUGGAGCACAAACGUGUCCAGCUGGACUGAAGAGGAACCUCCUACAGAAGGGUUGGACGUGUGGUAUGCUGAAUCAGCAACUGCUCCAAAAACCCCAAGAGUUUACUGGAAGCAACCUGAUAAGUCCAGUGCAAGAGGGAAGAUCAUAGAGUACAGAGUCAGGGUUUACAGUCCAGACUCUGGAACGGAGCAGGUCAUUAAUGUUCCCGGUGAUGUCAGGACGUAUUCGCCAACCACCUGUGACAAAUGUGAAGUGACAGUGUGGGCUCGCAACUCCAAAGGAUUAUCACCUCCUGCCAGUGUUAGAGCACCACAAAUCACAGAGUCCUCUCAGGAUGUGACAGUAAUAACAGGAAAACAAAAUGUCACCACCUCCUGGAGAAUGCUCGAAAUGGCAGCUCGGCACUCUUGGUUCGUGCUGGAGUGGUACCCUGAAGGUCAGAAACUGGAGGAGCUCAGAUGGACCAGACUGAACAGGGAGGCCAAUCAUGCAGUCAUCACAGGUGUUCAACCCUUUGUGUGCUAUAAGGGAGCACUGUAUGUGUUCUUCAACCAGAGCUCAGCCUCUAGGACUGAAUUUGGAGGCAUCACAGCAGCUGAGUCAAUUCCAAAGGUUGGUCCUUCGGUCCAGAUGGAGAUUACCAGACAUACGUUGAAACUGUCGUGGACAGAGCUUCCCAGAGACAUGCGAGGAGGCUGCAUCACAAAAUAUACCAUCUACUUAAAGACCAGCAGUGGACACCAGCUUAACUACUCCACACCUACAUCACCUCGAAGAUUUAAAAUCAAGGAUCUGCCUCCGUCUGAAUACAACCUUUGGAUGACUGCCUCAACUGCUGAAGGAGAAGGCCCAGUGAGUCAGGGACUUAGGUUCCUUGUUCAAGAGGAAACUUCAAUAUCCUUCAUUUCCGUGUUCUGUGGUAUCGGUUUGGUUUUGGUGCUUUUGCUUUGCCUGUACCAGAUUCCAUCAGUAAAGCAGAAAUUCUGGGUGUAUUUUCAGUGCCUCAUGCUGGAUGUCAUCCCAGAUCCCGCAAACAGCAAAUGGGCUAAAGAGUGUACCCGUGAGAAGGGUACAAUAAAGCUACAGCUACAAAUGAGCUCCAGCGUAAGCCAGGGAGAACCGGAUCCGGACCUGGUUGAUAUCGUGGAGCUUUCUGAUCAGAGCAGCAACAUCUGCAACUCCACAAAUGCCUUCUCACAAAAGCCUUCGCACAUGAGGCUCGGCCAACGCAGAGAAUCAUCUGCGCUGCUGUACCCUGUGACUACGUACAUCAAAAGUUUUUCACAUGAAUCAGACAGCUCCGACCAUACACAGACGUCUCUGGAAACAAACACCACCGUGGACUACAUCUCCACACAGGGUCUGGGAUAAACGGAGGAGGAAGAGGAGGAGGAGGAGGAGUGGAGUCACAGAGAGGAUGAAGAAAUGCUGAAUUUCUUCCCCAGUCUUAACAUGUGCAUGGAACCCAUGGGCAUAGGGGGAGGACAUUUAACUCUGGAUACGGUCAAAAUUGACUUUUGUAGUGACUUUUUUCAGAACAACUAGCUCAAACAAAAGAUAGGUUUGUUGAAGAAGACUGUUAACGUCAGAUGUAUCAGCGUCUUUUAGAUACCACACCCACUACCUCCAAAAGUUUACAUGUGACUUACACAGCUGCCUCACACAAGACCAGUGGUUCCCAAACAUUCUCUGUAGUGCCAAGUGUUGAUUUUAGACACUGUAAGUCCUACAAAACUCAUAGUCUCAUUGGACUAAACAAAUUCAUUUAUAUAUUAAUAAAUUCACAUAUCAGUGCAGUUAUUCC